Molecule: messenger RNA, 670 nt
Organism: Eufriesea mexicana
Lineage: Eukaryota; Metazoa; Arthropoda; Insecta; Hymenoptera; Apidae
Gene: Csl4
Product: exosome component 1 Csl4
Exons: 5
Coding region: 77-670 (197 amino acids)
Biological process (GO): RNA processing
Cellular component (GO): nuclear exosome (RNase complex); cytoplasm
Molecular function (GO): RNA binding
Source: RefSeq, a predicted model, not a curated record
GAAUUGUAUACAAAUACUUAAUGUUUAUUGUUUAUGACCAAAUGACAACAUAAAUUUUAUAUAAUUGUACAAAAACAUGAACAAAAAUAAAGAUAUUAUUGUAUGUGUACCAGGACAGAGGUUAUGUAUUUCCGACAAAAUUAAUAUUGCUGGACCAGGUACUUACGAGCAACAAGGAUAUAUUUUUUCAAAACUUGCUGGUGUAGUGAAUUUAAUACAAAAGGAAAAUACUCGUACUAUAGAAGUUCAUGGUAUAACAGAGCAAAGUAUUGUUCCUGCACCUGGUGAUAUUGUAACAGCUAUGGUUAUUAUUGUUAAUCAAAGAUUUUGUAAAUGUAGUAUAAAAUGUAUUGGUGAUAUUGUGUUGACAAGACCUUAUCGAGGUGUUUUAAAAAAAGAAGAUGUACAUGCAAUUGAUAAAGAUAAUGUUCAAAUGUAUAAAUGCUUCAGACCUGGAGAUAUUAUCCUUGCCAGAGUUAUGCCAAUGACUGAAGCACAUACUUAUCAUUUAAGUACAGCAGAGAAUGAAUUAGGUGUAGUGAUAGCUCAUAGUGAAGAAGGUGUAGCCAUGAUACCCAUUAAUUGGACACAGAUGCAAUGUCCGAAAACAUUGAGAAAAGAAUUUAGGAAAGUUGCAAAAGUUGUUCCAGAACACAUUGUUGUAGAAUAA